Molecule: messenger RNA, 2399 nt
Organism: Anolis sagrei ordinatus
Lineage: Eukaryota; Metazoa; Chordata; Lepidosauria; Squamata; Anolidae
Gene: PPP1R17
Product: protein phosphatase 1 regulatory subunit 17
Biological process (GO): regulation of phosphatase activity
Molecular function (GO): protein serine/threonine phosphatase inhibitor activity
Source: RefSeq, a predicted model, not a curated record
UCCUUGCCUCUCCCAUCACUGUUUCUUGCUCAGCAAUGGUCUAGCUUGCUUGCCUUUGGGAAGAGAUAUGUCAAAUCUAGCAGGGCUCCAAUAUUUAGAUUUUUAUUUGGGAAAACUUUAAACUGGUGUGGAGUCUGUCCAGAUAACAUUCCUUCAUUUUCCCUGUUCUUUAAGUGGUAUCUCGACCAUUAUCUGUGGAAGAUGAUCUUUUAAGCUGUACAUUUUCUGUUAGCAUCUUGUUUGGUGUCUUGUUCUCCUCCUCUUUCAGGCACAAUUGGAAAAGCAGCAAGUACAACAUCAGUAUAUGCUGCUAGUGCACAGGCUAAAGGUUACUCUUCUUUCCCUUCCUGGGGUACUUGGGAAACAAAGCAUUGUCAUAGCAACUGCUUGCUACUGCUGCUCCCUAGAUAAGGCGUGCAGGAGCAUUCACUGCCAGCAGAGGAGAAAGUUCUUGCUCCGGUGAACACUGACUCCAUAUCGCACCUCUUCCAGCUCCACUAGUUGCUUCUAGGUUUUAUGCUGGAAGAGUUAUUGCAACAAUAUCAGUUCCUGGAGAAAAUCCUGAGAUGUCUACGGAAUAUAUGCAGGCAUCACAUGAUAUCUCAGAAGACAGAGUGGAUGGCCGAGAUACUCACUGUAACCACAUAGAUGAUCUUUCUGAACAGUUGCUAAAGGGCUGUGAACUUAAAAAGUUACCAAGAAAAGGGGAAACUCUGCAAGAGUCUCCAAAAAGUGAGUUGGAUCCAAAGAAACCAAAGAGGAAGGAUACCCCAGCAAUAAAUACCCCGCCUCCAAUAGCAGGUAUUCUUUCAGACCACUUAAUUAGAAGGUUUGAUCUCUCUCAGAAACCACUAAGGGGUCAUAUCACUCUAGCAUGUCAAAAUGCAGAACAGGAACAGAAAAAACCCAGAAGGAAAAACACCCCUGCAAUAAAUACACCACCCCUUCUUGCAGGCAUUAAACUACCAAAAGAAGAGAAGCAGACUGUGAUUGUUGAAGAUGACGAAAAGGAGGCUGAAACUUCACCUUUUUAGCUUGUUGUCAUAUUGCCAUUUUUUUUGUAAAUAAUUGUAUAUGAUUGAGUAGUAAUAAUUUCUAAAGCCGUUUCUUUUAAAAAAAAUCAGAAAUAUAGUCCAUGCUGCCUUUACAACACAAUGUCUUAAAUCUUGUUGCUUCUCACUAGAAUAGACAGAUUUAGUCAGUGGGAUUUACCUAUGUGUCAUCUUACAUCCAACUAUUGAUUCAGUGAGUUUAUUUUAGUUAAGGAGAAUGAACAGAAUCCAGGCUAAUAUAAUGUAUGAGACAUAUAUUAAGCCUGCUGAGGUAUGUUUGCAGAAAUACAGAUUUUUUUUAAACCAAAUUCUUCCUAACAUAAAAUAUGCUGUAUGUAUGUAUGUUCCGUAAAGACACUUACAUGUCUUGAUGGAUCUGCACCGAAGGUGGUGUCCAUGCCCUUCAUUAUCCAACUCAAAAAUACUGGUGGAGUUUAAAUUUUAAACACCUACCCCAUUCAGGGCUAGGAACCCCCAAAAUAAAUACAUUGGUAGGUACGCAGUGCUCAAAUGAAGCCACAAGAGGGCAAUAGAUGGAUAGAAAAGCUACCUCAGAGGGCGAGCUGACAAAUGGAAGAGAAAUGGAGUGUCAGCAGUAAGACACUUGAGGAGUCCCUUUUGGACAGCCAUAGCAUUGCUAUGGAGACAUUCUAAAGGAGACCUUCUCAGAGGGACUGUUAAAGAUGGAAGACAGGAGAAAUAUUCCUUAUGAUAACAAAAUUUGGGUAAUAAUUCAGUUCUUUACAAAAUUCUAUAUUCAGAGCAUUCUAUUUUUGAUGCAUGGAGAAAAGAAUUAACUUGAGUUAAUCUGUGAUGAGAAGCUGAGUAAUGCAACUGUUAUUUUGACAGCUGUUGGGAACUGUUCUGUAUGAGUGUCAUUUUAUAUUUGGAAAAAAAUCGGAAUAUACUGUAACAUUCUGCAACAUUCAGCUUGAGUAUGUCUCUGUAACUCCUUUGUCCUCUCCCUGUUCUUGCUUACCUCACAAUGGAUAAUUCAGGUUCAAUCUACACUGCCAUAUAAUCCAGUUUCUGAAUCCUGAUUAUCUGCUUUGAACUGGAUUACGAGUCUACACUGUCAUAUAAUCUAAACUCAGAAUCUGGAUUAUAUGGCAGUGUAGAUGGGGCCUCAUAGAUACUUUGCACUCUGGUGGUUCCCCACAACCACUACCACCACCACCUCCUCCAAACAAACCAACAAGCACUCAAUAAAACAUUAGUGUUUUGGAAUAGAGUUGAAUUAGAGUUUAGCACUGUCUCUAGUCUGCUAUAGACCAAUCUGUGGUCCAGUGUCUAUCACACCCAGAGGCAGCCCUGGGUAAUUUUCAAUGGUAAGCAAACAGUAUUUUG